AUGAAUGAAAAAGGUUGCGAAAUCACGUUAUGACCUUUCCUCCCUGAUUCACAGUCCACGCUUUCUCUCUACUGGGCGAAUAUGGGAGACAAGAAGAUACUUAGCAUUGGUUUGGUGUGUUUGGAUAUCAUUAAUGUUGUGGAAAAAUACCCGGAAGAAGAUACUGAUAACAGGUGUUUGUCACAGAGAUGGCAGAGGGGAGGAAACGCGUCAAACACGUGCACAAUUCUGUCUCUGCUUGGGGCCCCGUGUGCAUUUAUGGGGUCUUUAGCUCCUGGACCGGUAGCUGACUUCAUCUUGAAUGACUUUCAAAUGUACAAGAUUGACAUCUCUCUUCUUCUGGAGCAUGCUGAAUGCUCCUUUCCAGCCUCUGUAGUUAUCAGCAAUGUGAAGACAGGAAGCCGCACUAUUCUGCACAUGAACAGAAACUUGCCAGAUGUUUCUGUAGAGGACUUUUCAAAGGUGGACCUCAGCCAAUACAAGUGGAUCCACUGGGAGGGCCGUAAUGCUGAAGAACAAGUGAAGAUGAUUGAGAAGGUGAGAGACUAUAACAGCAAACAGGAGCAGAAAAACAGAAUUACAAUCUCUGUGGAAAUAGAGAAGACCAGGGAACCCCUCUACCAGCUGUUUCCUCAUGGUGAUGUGGUCUUUGUUAGUAAGGAUGUGGCAAGACACUUUGGGUUUGAUUCAGCCUCUGAUGCACUGAGGGGCUUCAGUAGUCGUAUAAGGAAGGGGGCUACCCUCAUUUGUGCCUGGGCAGAAAAUGGAGCUGAUGCCAUGGGUCCUGAUGGUGUUGUCACUCAUUCAGAUGCAUUCCCACCCGAGAAGCUGGUAGAUACACUUGGAGCAGGAGAUACAUUUAAUGCUUCUGUAAUCUAUUCACUGUCAAACGGGGGCGGCCUACAGGAAGCACUCACAUUUGGCUGCCAGAUUGCAGGCAAAAAAUGCGGUGUCCAUGGAUAUGACGGAAUUGUACAGUGAACGCGGUGGAGAGGUGCACAUCUGGAAUGUACUACAGCCUGUUAUGAUCUACUGAUUGUUUUAAGGCACUAAGCAUUGACAACGCAAUAGGAAAGUCUUUAAAACACAGAUCUACCAUAAAACCUAUGACCAAUUAUGACUGAAAGGACUAUGGGAAAGAUAAUUCAAACUAAUAAUGUUUUCGUAUUACUAAGGUUCCUGUGUAUUAGCAUUAAAAUAACAAGAGAUAACAUAUAGCCAAAUGCCAAAUACAUUUUAAUGAUAGAAAAACAUGUAUAGAUCAAAGCCUUCUGUAUUAAAAAUGUACUGAAGUGAGGAAUUAUUGACGACAGGCCGGUGACUUAGUGAAAGUUAAUACAUAUCCGAGGUGGUUAUGUGUAAACAAAGAGUAAAGAAGUUAUUUGGGACUGUAAUGCUGUCAAAAAACUUGGAAAUAUAAUAAUUUAUCAGUGUUGGGGUAUAAGUAUUGAUGUGUGAACUUAAUUUCAAAUACUUCAGACAAGUCUAUGAUUUGUGAAUGCAAUGUACAAUUAUUUUAAAUCAAUACAAAUUUUCAUAAAGCUGCAUUGAAGGGAAAAUGAGUAGGUGCAAUCAAUUUUGCAUACAU
This is a messenger RNA of Xyrauchen texanus (razorback sucker), 1588 nucleotides long. RefSeq names its product ketohexokinase (gene khk). Gene Ontology annotation, molecular function: ketohexokinase activity. Gene Ontology annotation, biological process: fructose metabolic process. The coding region runs from base 82 to 981 and encodes 299 amino acids. The transcript is spliced from 8 exons. The record is from RefSeq and is a predicted model, not a curated record. Lineage: Eukaryota; Metazoa; Chordata; Actinopteri; Cypriniformes; Catostomidae.